CCUCCCCUCAUCUCGAACAACAAUAAUAUUUCAUCCACAACAGAAAUAUCCCCUAACACCUCAAGACACCUAAAAUGGCUGCGCCAUAGAAUCAAAAAAAGAGACACACACAUAUACCUAUCCUAUCCCACCCGCGACACAACCACCAUACCAUACACCAUCCACAGGCAUCACAAAACUACUUUCUCUACUGCGCGCCAUCUCCGCACACCACCACCCACGCAUCACACCAAUGGCCUCCCAACGCCCCCGCGGCCUCCACUCCCACCCCUCCCACACCACCCCCCCCACCACCUCCGCCCCCGGCGCAGCCGCCGACCCCCGCCCCGUCCGGCGCAACCUCUUCCAAGCACAACUCUCGCGGCGCCCGCCCACCUCGCGCAGCGGGGAUCCUGUGCGCGCCCCGCCGGCGUUGUCGAGGAGUACAUCGGCCAGCGCGUCGGUGACGAGUGGUUCGACGUUGGUGUUGGGGAGUGGUGGGGGGUUUGAUUUAUCUACUGGGGGGGGAGGGGGAGGGGGGAUAGUGGUGAGGGAUGCGAGUGGGGAGUUUGAGGUGGGGGAUCCGGUGGGGAUGUUGCUUGAGGGGAGGGGGGAGGAGGAGGGGGGUGAGGAGGAGGAAGGGGGAGAAGGGGGGGAGAAAGAAAGACAGAGAGUCGCAGAUGCAGUGAAGCAUCAUUUACGGGAUCGGAAUCGGGCGCCGAGCGAGCCGGCAGAACUACUGGAGGCUGUGCGGGGGGUGUUGAGGGGGAAGGUCGCGCAGCUGGCGGAGGAUGAUUGGAUGUAUGAGGCUGAGAGCGAGGAGGUGGGAUUGCGGUGAUGGGAGGAACUGCUCAUAGAUUGCUGUUUGAAAAUGAUGGAAGGAUAGGAAAAUGGAAAAGGGACAUGGCGUUUGAAGAUACCCAGCUACUAGCCACCAAGCUUCAGCUACCAGCGCAUACAGACAUUCUAAACGUGUUGCAUUGGUAUCAUCUCUACACGACCAUCUAAUCUAAUCCCUCCGCCGCUGGCGCACCGGACGCCGCACCUACCCUCUUCGGCUGUUUCUUCGGCGCCUGCGGCGCCCCAAACAUGCUCCCC
Pseudogymnoascus verrucosus is the source of this 1077-nucleotide messenger RNA. RefSeq lists its product as uncharacterized. The transcript is spliced from 2 exons. Lineage: Eukaryota; Fungi; Ascomycota; Leotiomycetes; Thelebolales; Thelebolaceae. The coding region runs from base 233 to 817 and encodes 194 amino acids. The record is from RefSeq and is a predicted model, not a curated record.